AUGUCCGAGUUCUUCCGCCGAGCGCUCUCGCAGCUGCUGAACGAAGCGGCCGUCAAGACGCUCGCCAACAACAAGUCGUUCCAGAACUUCGCGCUCAAGACGCACCUCCACGUCGAGAAGACCAAGGCGGUCAUGAACAACCUCGACGUCGAGAAGGUCGCGGCCACCAAGGUGCUUCCGAACGUCAACAAAUUCACCGAAAUUACAGAAGGACGUGCGUAA
Saprolegnia parasitica CBS 223.65 is the source of this 222-nucleotide messenger RNA. RefSeq lists its product as hypothetical. The coding region runs from base 1 to 222 and encodes 73 amino acids. The transcript has 2 exons. NCBI's taxonomy places the organism in Eukaryota, Oomycota, Saprolegniomycetes, Saprolegniales, Saprolegniaceae. The record is from RefSeq and is a predicted model, not a curated record.